Serpula lacrymans var. lacrymans S7.9 is the source of this 213-nucleotide messenger RNA. RefSeq lists its product as uncharacterized. The record is from RefSeq and is a predicted model, not a curated record. The transcript has a single exon. Lineage: Eukaryota; Fungi; Basidiomycota; Agaricomycetes; Boletales; Serpulaceae. The coding region runs from base 1 to 213 and encodes 70 amino acids.
AUGCGGCGCCAUAUUUCUAAGGAGCAGAAGAUACUAGCGUACAAAUUGUCUUGCAUUCAUGGCCUCUUGGACAGACAUGUUAGCAGUUACCUAGGAAUCAGUCAACGGACCAUCAGGUGCAUCCAGAAGACCUUUUGGGACACUGGUGAAGUGGACACCAACCAGCUUGUCAAGGAUGGCCUCAUGCCCUUGAUGGCUUGGAAGCAAGUAUAA